Molecule: messenger RNA, 2466 nt
Organism: Klebsormidium nitens
Lineage: Eukaryota; Viridiplantae; Streptophyta; Klebsormidiophyceae; Klebsormidiales; Klebsormidiaceae
Source: the annotation of a GenBank genome assembly
AUGGAGAGUUCGCGUCACCCUCUGUACAGCCUCUGAGUCUCACCUUCUCCAGAGUCCAGUACUGAGAACGUCUUCCAAAGUUCUGCUCGUGGCGCUCAGCUUGUGGUGCAUCAUAUUGUCGACACCUGCACCGGGCUUUUGAGGAGGACGAUACAUCUGAGGCGCCUGUUUGAGAGCUACCUAAGAGCAGCAACCCCCCCUAUGCAGAUUUAGAAGACGGCAUUCUAGGAAGCCGCUGACUUCGCGAGCAUUUACGUCUUGUGUGCUUUCUACUUGCAUUCAUCAAGCGCUAGCCUGCCGUGGAAGUCAAGCCGUCUCUGUGAAAAUACCUGCUGAAAGCAGCUCGAACGAUGAUGGCUACAAGCGCCGCGCAGCAGGCGCUGUGUAGCGCCCCCCUCUCACAGAUGGGGGGGCAGGUUGCCAGCAGAAGUAGGCACUUGCAGACCCCAGUGGCCAGCGGGAGUUCGUGCAGUAGUUUUGUGGGAAAUGCACUAGCAUGCCAGCGGCGGAUAAAGGCGCCGAGAAGGCAUCUGAAAGCAGGGGCACGGGCAGACCUUCAGACAAUGGUUUCGGACAUGAGCAGAGCAGCCCCGAAAGGUCUGUUUCCUCCGGAGCCGCCAAAGUAUACAGGGCCCAAGCUAAAGGUGGCCAUCGUGGGGGCAGGCUUGGCAGGCAUGUCCACCGCAGUGGAGCUCCUAGACCAGGGGCACGAGGUUGACUUGUAUGAGAGCAGACCCUUCAUUGGUGGGAAAGUGGCGAGUUUUAAGGACAAGGAUGGGAACCACAUCGAGAUGGGCCUGCACGUGUUCUUUGGCUGCUACAACAAUCUGUUCCGCUUGAUGAGGAAGGUAGGGGCUACGGACAACUUGCUGUUGAAAGAGCACACGCAUCAGUUUAUCAACAAGGGGGGAAAUCUAGGCGAGCUCGAUUUUCGGUUCAUCACCGGGGCCCCAUUCCACGGAUUGAAGGCUUUCUUUACCACCAAUCAGCUGUCCACAAUGGACAAGGUGCAAAACGCCAUUGCGUUGGCCACCAGUCCCGUGGUGCGAGCGCUCGUCGACCCGGAAGGCGCCAUGCGGGACAUUCGGAACCUCGACAAGGUGUCCUUCUCCGAUUGGUUCAUCUCCCAUGGUGGCUCCCGCGCCAGCAUUACGCGCAUGUGGGACCCCAUCGCUUAUGCGCUGGGCUUCAUCGACUGCGACAACAUCAGCGCGCGCUGCAUGCUCACAAUUUUCCAAUUCUUCGCCACCAAGACCGAGGCCUCCGUGCUGCGGAUGCUGGCAGGUUCCCCUCAGACUGGCCUUCACGACCCCCUAAUCAAGUACAUUGAGGACAAGGGCGGUCGCUUCCAUGUGCGGUGGGGCUGCCGGGAGGUGCAAUACGAAGAGGCGGCAGAUGGCAGUGUGCGAGUAACGGGCCUGCACAUGACCAAGGCUAACCAGUCGGAGAUCGUGAAAGCGGACGCGUACGUUGCCGCGUGCGACGUGCCCGGGAUCAAGCGGCUGCUGCCGACCGCGUGGCGGCGGUGGCCGCUGUUCGACAACAUCUACCAUUUGGAGGGAGUGCCCGUCAUUACGGUGCAGCUGCGGUACAACGGCUGGGUCACGGAACUGCAGGACCAGGCCAAGAUCAACCAGCUGGCGCGUGCCGAGGGGUUGGACAACUUACUGUACAGUGCGGACGCCGACUUUUCGUGCUUUGCGGACCUGGCUCUGACCAGCCCCCAGGACUACUACAAGCCCGGGGAGGGAUCCCUGCUCCAGUGCGUGUUGACUCCCGCGGACCCUUACAUGGCUCUGCCCAAUGAGGAGAUUGUUGCGAAGGUGAACGAGCAGGUGUUCAACCUGUUCCCGUCCGCUCGGAACCUGUCGAUGACGUGGCACUCGGUGGUGAAGAUUGGGCAGUCGCUGUACCGGGAGGCCCCCGGGAUGGACGUCUUCCGCCCCGACCAGCGCACGCCCAUCGACAACUUUUUCCUAGCGGGCAGCUACACCAAACAGGACUACAUUGACAGCAUGGAGGGCGCCACCUUGUCCGGGCGUCAAGCCGCUGCCAAGAUCCUAGAGUCGGGUGCAGACCUGGCAGCCCUGCGGGAACAGCUGCAGCAAAGCUUGGCGAGCAGCCCAGCGAAAGAUCUAGCGACCGUUUAGGUCCAAACGCGCUCACAGUCGAGGUGUACCAUUUGUUCAUUAGGAGACGGGUUGAAGAUAACUCUAGGUGCAACGGGCAUUCUAGUGGCAAGAAGCUCUUGAGGUGGAUUCGCUCUACAGCCAUUACAAGCCUGAAGGUCAGUUCAGAAAGAACAUUGCAUUGGACUCAACAACUCGAUAUUGGUCGAUCACGGCCAUGAUUCAGGAACACAUCUGUCUGUUUUUGUAAGUUCUGCAUGCCCUCCAAGAUACGAGGGUAUUGCCCUACUGAUCUGUAAGGAUUUUGCUGUCGUCCAUGCAAAGCAUUCAGCGGUGG